AUGGAGUACUACAGCCACAUCCACCUUCCUGUUGGAGGGCGAGCAUCAGGGGCUCUCCACCUGGCUCAGAAGCCUCCAGGGCUCAGCCUGCUGCUGCUACCCUUGCUUCUGGUACAAGCUGGUGCCUGGGGGUUCCCAACAGGCCCCCUGAGCCUGCAGGAGCUGCGCAGGGAAUUCACAGUCAGCCUGUACCUUGCCAGGAAGCUGCUCUCUGAGGCUCAGGGCUGUGUCCACAGCUUUGCUGAAUCUCGAUUGCCAGGAGUGAGCUUGGACCUUCUGCCCCUGGGACACCAUCUCCCCAAUGUUUCCCUGACCUUCCAGGCAUGGCGUCAUCUGUCUGACCCAGAGAGGCUCUGCUUCCUUUCCACCACACUUCGGCCCUUCCCCGCCCUGCUAGGAGGGCUGGGGAGCCAAGGGACCUGGAGCAGCUCAGAGAGGGUGCAGCUGUGGGCCAUGAGGCUGGAUCUCCGGGACCUCCACAGGCACUUACGCUUCCAGGUGCUGGCUGCAGGAUUCAACUGCUCGGAGGAGGAGGAAGUGGAGGAGGAGGAGGAGGAGGAGGAGGGGAAGGAGCUGCUUCUAGGGGCUCUGGAUGGCCCCAAUCAGGUGUCAUCCCAGGUGUCCUGGCCCCAGCUGCUCUAUACCUACCAGCUCCUACAUUCCUUGGAGCUUGUCCUGUCUCGGGCUGUCCGGGACCUGACGUUGUUGACCUUGCCCCAGCACCCAGGCCCGGCUUGGGGUUCCUAAACUAAACUAAAAAGUUCCCUCCUGGAGGGACUUUUAAGCUCCCUUCCCACAUCCACUAAGACUCUAAGGCUGGGGUCUGGCCGACAGUGCAGGACAGUCUCUGGCCCAUUUGCCUUUGACCAGGCAGAGUUUCACUAGUCCCCAGCCCUGACCCAAUAACUUAAAAGCCCAACAGACCUCACC
Peromyscus leucopus (white-footed mouse) is the source of this 930-nucleotide messenger RNA. It is a transcript of the gene Il27, whose product is annotated as interleukin 27. The record is from RefSeq and is a predicted model, not a curated record. The transcript is spliced from 5 exons. Lineage: Eukaryota; Metazoa; Chordata; Mammalia; Rodentia; Cricetidae. Gene Ontology annotation, biological process: regulation of T-helper 1 cell differentiation; regulation of T cell proliferation. Bases 1 to 747 code for a protein of 248 amino acids. Gene Ontology annotation, molecular function: interleukin-27 receptor binding.